Messenger RNA from Talaromyces proteolyticus, 2175 nucleotides. Its product is annotated as zinc finger transcription factor 1. The record is from RefSeq and is a predicted model, not a curated record. The coding region runs from base 64 to 1884 and encodes 606 amino acids. NCBI's taxonomy places the organism in Eukaryota, Fungi, Ascomycota, Eurotiomycetes, Eurotiales, Trichocomaceae. Gene Ontology annotation, molecular function: DNA binding; zinc ion binding; DNA-binding transcription factor activity, RNA polymerase II-specific. The transcript is spliced from 3 exons. Gene Ontology annotation, biological process: regulation of DNA-templated transcription; DNA-templated transcription. Gene Ontology annotation, cellular component: nucleus.
CAACUUCAUGCAUCUUGUCGAAUACUCUGGGAUCCGCAAUACUAUAGUUGAUUAGUCUUCGACAUGCCCAGGACCUUUAUUCGAACCCCGCAGGCUUGCAAUACCUGUCGGCGACGUAAAACAAAAUGCGACGGCAUUCGUCCUCGAUGCGGCCGCUGCACUACAAAACACACUCAGUGUAUCUGGUCUACUCCGGAUUCCUCAUUCGACCCAAGGUCCCCGACUUCGGAACUCUCCAAUUCCGUUGAACAGGUAGAUGAAGCAGACGGAAAAUACAUGAAAGGGCUGCAACUAUGCCUGAAACACUUCUUCGAGCGCCACUUUGUCAGCGAUUUUUGCUCUUUUGACUAUCCACCGGACUUUGAGCAAAAGUGCAAAAACGACCCCCUUCUGUCAUCUUCGAUUAUUUCUCUUUGUAGUCGAUAUAUGCAGCCACAAGAUGCCCAGAUUCUGUUUGGGCUUCCAUCGCAUCGCGAGGUAUCAAGACAUUACUUGCAUAGAGCUCGGUCCCUUGCGAAGGAAACUUUAGACGAGCCCAGUGUUUCCCAUAUUCAAGGGAAUCUUAUAUUAGCAAUGGCAGAGCUUUUAUCGAACUCCGGUUCUCGCCAUUGGCUUUUCGCCGGCUCAGCUAUCCGUAUGGCUGAGAUCAUGAGGCUCAACAAAGAGUUCCACCAGAAACACAGCCUCAAAGAUCAGGAAAUCCGUAGACGGGUCUUUUGGGCUUGUCUGUUAUUCGACAGAGCCUUGGCAUAUCUACUCGCUAAGCAUCGAACGAUUGAUCUCGAUACCAUUUCUAUUGCCGUUCCGGGCACAGACAUUUCUCUAGCUUACCACGAAGCGACAAAAGGCCUGAGUCUGGGCGAACUGGCAGCACAUCAGCAACCGUCAGAGUUGGGCUUAAGCUCAUACUUGCUUAAAACUGUCUGCCUUUGGAGCGACCUGGCUGACUUUGCCGUCUACUCUCGAAGGCGUCUUGAGUGGUAUCCACCAACCAAUCCUCAAAGCUCCUUUUUCAUUCGGAACAAUGCUUUGCAGACGUGGAUUGACUCCCUACCACCCAGCCUUUGCUGGAGCAUCGAGAACUUUAAUAGACAAUGUGUACUGCGUCAAGAAAGUACCUACAUUGCAAUGCAAUUUUUGUUACACAGUGCCUCUUGUGUUGCACACCAAUGUUAUUUACCCCAUCUUCCCACUUACACAAAACUCAGUGAAGAUGUAGAUGCUGCUGGUUUGUCUUACCUACAUAGAGAGGAAUAUUUAAUACAGAGCUGCGUUUCAAAUGCUCUGGAAGCUGGAGAAAUGCUCUCCUACCUCAUGGAUCCAGAUCGAGAAAAUCAUCGGUCCUCGCUUCAGACCAUCUGGGUGGCGUCCUCAUCUCUCAUUGUCGCCCAUGUUUUGCUCUGGCUUCAGAACACCCAAGAUGCGCUAUACUCCAGCGAUGAAAUCCAACAAAAGGUUAAGCACUAUCUCAAUUUAAUUCACCAACUAAUAUCGUCCUGGCAAUAUGAGUGGAAAAUAGCCCGACAAUGGCUCAUUGCACUCAAUACCAUGCACGACCUUUAUAAAGCCGCUUAUUUAGGGGAAAUCAAUGAGAAUAUCCUGCGACCAGAGAGCAUGGAGCCCAGUCAGUGUUUCUCCGAUGAUGAUUCAACGGAUUUCAGACCUCAACCAGGCGAUGGAUAUCCCCUGGUGGUCAGUCUACCAAAUCUACAGUCUUCUGUAAAGUUUGCUACCUGUGACACAUCUGCAAAGUCAAUCAGCAUACAGUCGAUCUGGCUACAGCUGUGCGGCGGUUGGCCAUAUGGGUUCACAGGACCCGAAUGCAUAACAGAUCCCCAGCUGAACUGUUCUGUGCCAACUGGUUCAACACUGAUAGAUCAUUAGUCUCACGUUUGUUAGCGGUUGUCUUUGGAAUGUUGUCGUGAUUUAUCUCAACUUCCGUCCUGCUCUACGUAUUGCUAUCUACGAUCAAGAGCGGUGCAUUUCGAGCUUGGGAACGUAGAUUCAGCCAAAGACAACAAAUAAAACAGGUAAUAAUGUGAUAAUAUAACAAUGUUGGCCCUUGCCCUUCGGCAUGAGAGAAUAUAUUGUGUGAUAGGUUGCGUUAUGCAAACAGUGACAACUUUAAGAAUGGUCACAAAAGCCUGUGGGUAGGAAAGUAGAAAUAUUUAAUGG